UAGACUCAUAAGAGGCGACCAAAAUCAUUGAAUAGUGAUUGUAAUGAAUAUUUUUUUAAUGACAUUAAAUGUAAUCAUACUUUCGUUGAAUUUAGUCUAUAUAAGAGUUUUAGUCGUAUUGCGCCAAACGCCACCCCCUUCUAAAGUCCAGAACAACUAAAUGGUACGGCCCACCCGCUCCUCGCUGUUUUUGUGUUCUCUUCCGAGGCGGAGAGAUCCGCCAAGUUGCGUUUUAGCAAGUCGCCGAUGUGGUGACCUACGCUGUAAUUCUGUCCUCUUUAAAACUAAAAGAAAACGUGAAAAAUUAAAAUUGACCUCGACGUAGCUCGGUGUAAAACAGAAAUGAGUGAUUAUCUGAUUUAUGAAUCAUUUAGCUCUUUCUGAAAGCCAGCACGCAGUGUUUGAGCGGAGAGGAAUCACACCGUAAACCAGGAGCCUCAUGUUUUCCACCGGCCAAGAGGAGACCUGCGCCCCGUCCAAAGACCCUGUCAAGUACGGGGAGCUGGUGGUCCUGGGGUACAAUGGGUCUCUGCCAAACGGAGAUCGAGGUCGGAGGAAAAGCAGAUUUGCUCUCUACCGGAGGACCAAGGCCAACGGGGUUAAGCCCAGCACCGUGCACAUCCUCAACACGCCACAGGCUAGCAAGGCUGUGAACUGCAAAGGCCAGCACAGUAUCUCUUACACGCUGUCUCGGAACCAGACCGUGGUGGUGGAGUACUGCCAUGACAAAGACACAGACAUGUUCCAGAUCGGCCGCUCCACGGAGAGCCCCAUCGACUUCGUGGUGACGGACACGGUGUCGGGGGCCCAGGAGGGCGAGGACACGCCCAUCACCCAGAGCACCAUCUCCCGCUUCGCCUGCCGCGUGGUCUGCCAGCGCGGCCCGCCCUUCACCGCCCGCAUCUACGCCGCCGGCUUCGACUCCUCCAAGAACAUCUUCCUGGGGGUGAGCGAGAAAGCCGCCAAGUGGAAGAACCCGGACGGUCACAUGGACGGGCUGACGACCAAUGGCGUGCUGGUGAUGCACCCCAGGGGCGGGUUCACGGAGGAGUCAAAGCCCGGCGUCUGGAGGGAGAUCUCGGUGUGCGGCGACGUGUACACGCUGAGAGAGACCCGCUCGGCCCAGACCCGGGGCAAACUGGUGGAGCACGAGAGCAACGUGCUGCAGGACGGCUCGCUGGUGGACCUGUGCGGGGCCACCCUGCUGUGGCGCACGGCCGACGGCCUCUUCCACACGCCCACGCAGAAGCACCUGGAGGCCCUGCGGCAGGAGAUCAAUGCGGCGCGGCCCCAGUGCCCCGUGGGCCUCAACACGCUGGCCUUCCCCAGCAUGCAGAGGAGCCGCGCCCUCUCCUCCCUGGAGGAGAAGCAGCCCUGGGUCUACCUGGCGUGCGGCCACGUGCACGGCUACCACAACUGGGGCCACCGCUCGGAGCAGGAGCCCAACGCCCAGCGUGAGUGCCCCAUGUGCCGCGCGGUGGGCCCCUACGUGCCGCUGUGGCUGGGCUGCGAGCCCGCCUUCUACGUGGACACGGGCGCGCCCACGCACGCCUUCGUGCCGUGUGGACACGUGUGCUCAGAGAAGUCCGUCAAGUACUGGUCAGAGAUCCCCCUGCCCCACGGGACGCACGCCUUCCACGCGGCCUGCCCCUUCUGCGCCACCCAGCUGGGCCUCUCCCAGGGGUGCGCCAAGCUCAUCUUCCAGGGCCCCAUCGACUGAGCGCGAGGGCCCCGGCCGUCGGUACCGAGAUGCUCCCAGAGUGGCACCAUGCUGUGAAGCUGUUCUUAUUAUACUGCAUUAGGAUUUACUUUAUUUUGUUCCGUUAUUUUUUUGAUUCGACAGAUUUUAAACCCAGACUUUAGAAAGGAGUGAGAUGUUUUUGAAGGUCUUCAUGGACCGUGGGUCGGACCCUACGGGGGGUUUCGGAGCCUCCUUUGGGUUCCUUUGCUCCCCCCCGGCCUACAGAGAGGUUCGGCCCAGCAGAUCAGAGACACCCCCUCACCUCCUGAAUGCGUUAAGUGGACACGCCUCUACUCCGAGCCCAUGGUGGACUGAGCUCCGGUCGGGUCAUGGGAGGUGAACCCUGUUUUACCCUGUGCUCUAACAGAACUGACUCAUGCACAUGACACAGAGGCAGGUGUGGACGAGGGUCCGGGAGGGGGGGACCCCCGUGGCGGCCGGAGACACGGAGCCAGACAGCUGGACUGUUGGCUGGGAAGGGGGCCAGUCGAGACCGCACUUUCCCGCGGUCCUAAUGACAUCCAGACCCUGGCCCCUAGAGAGGUGAUCCUGAUCCAGCGAAGGCAACGGACUGCUUUUAAUAAAGAUGAGGCCGCUUCUGUUGGGAGGGCAGAGAUAUAUUCCAGUGCCUCACAUUCGGUUCAACUACGGAAAUCGAUUUUGCUUUUUUUCAAGGUGAGGAAAGCUCUCUUGCUUUUGGCAAAGGGAGUGCUAGAUUUUGAUAGAUUACAGACAUGUAAAUCAAAUGAGUUUCCUUCCAUAUGUUUUUUUUUUUUUUUUUGUCAGUCAGAAGAGAUAUUUUACUACACUGAGGCCGUUGUACUGUUUUGUAAUGAAAAUGUUAAUAUAUUUUUCUCUCGCCUAAGUUUUGCGUGUAUAUAUGUACGUAUGUCUAUUGCUGUGGGAGCUUGCUAACCCUGCCCUUUGACCUUAUAACCCCUGUGGCUGUUUCUAGGAUCCAAGUGCCCCCAAAAAGUAAAAAACCAGCGAAAUUCAUCCACCUCACAUUACCACCACCACCCAAACCAACACAUCCAAACACCAAACCCACCCAAACUUUCCAGACCUUACUUCUCCAACCAACACCAAACAAAGCGAUCACAAAAUCCAAAUCUAUCUUUUGGUGGUUUGGACAAUGAAUGUAAUUCAAUUACAUUAACGAUCUUACCAACAGUGCUUUAUUACCGUAUGUCAUGAAACCCCUCUCCCAACUGUACAGAUGCACAUUGUUGAUGUCGCCCAGAAUGAAGACUCCAUCUUGAAUGGAUAAUGCACAUGCAUCCUCUCUUGGCAUGACUCACUAACACUAACACUCGCCUGCUCUAGCUUUAGUCUCCAGGGGGGGCAUCCAAUUACCUUAUUGGUUUUUUUUAUGCGAUCGAUUUCAAGGAGCAAAAUCUCAGCAGCACCAAAAGAUUAUACCAAAACCUAGAAACGGUGUGUUCUCCCCAAGCUAAGAAGCUCCGACCUCUUUGUUGGAUACAGAGCAUUGGGCGUAAACGUGAUCCUUCAUCCAGACGCUGCUACGAUGACACGUUGACGUUAAAGGGCUGCAUGGUUGAACUCGCCGGCUCAGCCGAUUAAAGAUGACGUUGGCAGCAGCUCACCCAAUACCAAAUAUGUUAACCUCCUGCUGUGUGCAAUCAAAGUUGGCCAAAGUGCAAAUGUAUUGGAGCUGGAGAGCGGUCGUACGGUGCCCGUAUGCAGAGAUCCAGUAGUUUAUAGACUAGAAUACCGUAAUACGGUAUUCUGAGAUGAAACGAACGCGGGACUAGCAGAGCUAUGUUUUGAAGAAGAAAACCUCCACAUAUGGGUCUUAUAAAUGUAGACCAAUAAAAAAAGAUAUGAUCUUAAAGGUGGGCUGCUGAGAAUACGAAAAGAUACAUCCUUUGUCUUUCCCAUGAAACGUGGCUCGCAGUGUGUUGCGACCUCUGCCCAGAUUGAUACCUGCAGAGCGUUCACCAGAUGUCCUUUUUAUGUCUCAACACGAGGCAUGCAGGUCAAGGAGGGAAAGUAUAGCAUUCCUCCUUCUAACACUUGAGCUAAACAGCACUGCCCGUUGCUGUCGACCCAGCGUUAACAGCUGCGCCGUAGCUGCAGUAAUAACAUUCCUCCUUGGUAAACACGGGUGGGGCCCUCAGUAGACCGCAGGGCUCGUUCUGUGUACCUGCAAGGUUCCUGUGCAGGGACUCUGCACACGGGUCAUGGAACAGCCCGAUGCAUACCUUGCAAAGAAUAAAGUUUUUGUUUUUGAAAAAAAAAAAUAAGCGUAUCGUGUGGAUUGUGUUAUUAUCACGUCUGUUGACGUGUGAAUGAUCAGUUAAAGGCGCCUUCACGGAUCCGUUGGUGAAAUGCAAUUGCCAUUGAUGAAGCUGUGGGAACGAGGUUAGGGGCGAUUUGCAGUACAUUUCCCAGUGUCCAAUGAGAGGGCUGCUUUCUGUACGGCAACUCUGUAAGAGAAUUUAGGGUCUAGUAGUUGAACAGUAAUCAGCUGUUAAAUCACUCAUGUUGCACACACAUUUCAUCAUUGUUACUUCCAAUCUAUUUUUAUUUUAAAAUAUUGAUAACUCUUUAGAACAGCAUUUGUUUGAGAUAAGGGAGGGAGUCUCUUGAUGUCUAUUUUAGUGAUGGCUACAUGGUAUGCCUUAUCAACCUCAUUUUCAUUCAGUACCGCAUCAGCAACAUUUAUCUUUUAUAUGGUGUGUUGAUGUAGUUUUGAUCUUCGGCCACAGGAGGGCAGUAUUUAAUCAUCAAUGGAGACAUUGGCCCGCUUCGUUAGGGUCUUUGGGCUAUCAACCACCAGCUGCCGAUAUAUAAAACCGAACACGGUUGUUAAAAAAUCUAAAACAGACAUAAUUGGGAAGACUUCAAUGACACAUUGUCACAAAUUGAAUUAAGCCUAACUGAAUUAACAUGCUCAUAAAUGUCUCACAAUCAGCCUUGUUGCAAGAACUCACAAUAAUACACUAUUGUAGUGAGCCAAAUUAAGUGUCAGUGCAGAGUUUUGCAAAAGUUUGGAGAUGUAAUUUGCUUAAUUGCUCUUUUCGCUUUCGAGCAGCCUAUUGGUGUAGUUCUUUUUGCUGCAUAUGCCUUUAUAUAUUGGCGCUGGUUUUGUUGAAUAACCAUAACCUAAAACAUUGUUUCUUAAACAUGAUCCUUCUUGUGUAGCCUAUCUGAAGCCGCUGUUUUUUUUUAAAAACCCGCUCGUUCUUUUCAUGAUAUCCUAUUACAAGGUUGUAACCACAUUUAAUCUAUAAAAAGUAAUUACCCUAUGAAAGACAUGAACACAAAAUGGGCACAUAUGUGUGCAAUGCAUUUAGUCUUUGUUUUAAUAUCUAUGGCGGCGAUGUUUCUAUCAUUCAUGAGGCUUCUCUAAACUGAGGACAUAUAAAAAGGAUUUAAAUACUAACAUGACAGUCGGGCAUCGGAGGGGGGGGGGGGAGGAGCAGCGGGGGGCUACGCUUCCCAAUUAACAUUUCUACGGUGCGUGGAGAUGGGUUCAUGUGCCUGCACAUUAGUCCGUGUUUCUGAAUGACAGAGGAGACACUGAAGGUGACAGCAUGCUAAUUUGGUGAUUGCUGGUUGGCUCUGCGUUCCUAAGCAGGGCAUGGGGAUGCAAAAUGUCAAAUUCUAAAACACACACGUUUUCCUGGCCCCCCGGAGCCAGCCCGCUGAAAUGAGGAAGAACGAAGAAGUGACCGACGCGAUAUGUUGGAACAACCGACAACCAAUGAUGACCCAAUGAUGGGGCCAUCAAUCAGCGAAUAAUCAGCUGUAAUGAUGGUAACUUGAGUUCUAAUAGCACACAUGUUCACUUUAUAUGCCAACCAUUGGAUGCUGGGCAAGUUCUCAUUCGCAACCGUUAACUUACAAAACAAGCUUUCUGUCAGUUCCAGCGCCGCUUUGGUUUCUGUGAGGGGUUUACUGCCACAUUGUUGAAGCUUCUCUGUCUGACAUUCAUCAAGGCCGUGCUGCAAACGAGCAGGAGAGAGAGGAAGGGGAGGGAAAAAAAACAGACGAGUGUGCGAUUUUCAGGCUCAUGACAGCCGCAGACUGGAUGCCAACACAAGACCCAUCCAGGGAGAUCAAAGCUACAUGCAAAUGGAAAGAAUAAUGGGAAAAGGAAACGGAAAGAUAUACUAAACUGUCCUUUUAGUUUUGAUGGCCAGAGAAACCACUCCGUUUUUUGGUUUCAUCAAAAGCCAGUCAGCAGUUAAUGUGUGUUGACACUCGACAUAUGGAAGACAAAUCUCAAGAGGGAAAAAACAGUCCCUCAGAAGUCUCUGCCUUUACUAUAAGUUUGUUUUCGUAAAACCCCUCCUUAACUUUGCAUUGAAACAGAAAUCUGAGCAGGGCACAUCUCCUUUCAGGUCCUCUGUGAGGAGGGUCAGCGUCUUACAAAAUAGAGACAAAUGCUAGGGACACGAUGGAAGAAAAAGCCCUUACAAAGUAUUCACAUAAACAACAACAACCACAGCACCAGGUCUAAGCGGUGUCCACCUGGUUUCACGGCGCCUCGCUUGUCAAGCCCUUGGAAAUGCAGCAGGAGAGAUAAGAGAAAUCCAACCGGCCAAUUUAAUGCAAACUAUUUCAAAAUGUCAAACAAAAAAAACACUUUUUGCUUGUUUCGCGUCUGCUGACAGCAGCUUUGCACCAGCACAAUUACACAAGCCAGGCAGUAUGGCGUGCAGUUUGAAAAGGAUUAUGAUUGUAUCAGUGCCUAUUUACUAUUUUGUGUGGCUCUCGAUGACAGUUUCUGCUCAGCCUACUCAUCUUAUUACUUUCUCAAUGAAUAACAAAUGACUUGUCAAAUAACAUGCAAAUAAACAGACGAAAUUGUGUCUCUUGAA
Messenger RNA from Gadus macrocephalus (Pacific cod), 6591 nucleotides. It is a transcript of the gene peli2, whose product is annotated as pellino E3 ubiquitin protein ligase family member 2. The transcript is spliced from 6 exons. Bases 440 to 1720 code for a protein of 426 amino acids. Gene Ontology annotation, biological process: regulation of Toll signaling pathway; protein polyubiquitination. The record is from RefSeq and is a predicted model, not a curated record. Lineage: Eukaryota; Metazoa; Chordata; Actinopteri; Gadiformes; Gadidae. Gene Ontology annotation, molecular function: ubiquitin protein ligase activity; protein binding.